ACAUCUGCUCCACCUUAAAUAUUUCCGCCCUCGCGGGCCAUCGACACAUACAUACAGUACACGGUGAAACCGCGACAGGAACGCGCCGCGGCAGCAACGGCUCUGUCAAAUCAAAACCGGGGUUACGCGCAGCCACAGAAAUCCCUUAAAAAACUCACCGCUGAUUAUUUUUAAACCGACUUCUUUUUUUAAUCGUCUGUUUGUUAAUAUACUUUUAAAAAAGUCACAGAAACUACGCGCUCGCGCCACUGUCUGGAAUGAGGAACCGUCUGACAAAGUUAUUCGGUUUGUUUUAGCGGAAUACAACGUUUUUUGAGGCGUAAAUAAGGGACGUGAAGCGGCAGCAGAUGUUCUACUUCCAGCGUAUUUUGACGGCCAUAAGAGUGUCCUGAGGGGCUCCGUACCUCGCUCUUCAAUUCCCGAACAGAAGAGACUUCUUUUGAGUGGCUUGGGUUGACUUUUAUCGCCAUGCUGUCCGGCACCGCCAUGUACGCGGUGAAGAAACGGAAGAAGCCCGUCCAGAAAACGCCCAAGCCUCCGCCGCUCGAUGGCACCAAGUCCAACCCGUCCAAACGCCACCGCGACCGCCUCAACGGCGAGCUGGACAAGCUCACCUCCCUGCUGCCCUUCAGCGACGAGGUCCGGGCUCGGCUGGACAAGUUGUCGGUGCUGUGCCUGAGCGUGGGCUACCUGAAGGUCAAGAGCUUCUUCAACGCCGCCAUGAAGGCCGGUCAAAGCAGCUCCAGCUGGACCAGUGGGCGGAGCCUAACCUUUGGAGGCAGCGGCCAGGCCCCUCCCUCCACCGCCGUCUCCGUCGACGGCGUCAGCUUCUCCGAGGGAGACCUGCUGCUCCAGGCUCUCAAUGGCUUUGUGUUGGUGGUGACCGCCGAGGGCUACAUAUUCUACACAUCUCCAACCAUCCUGGACUUCCUGGGCUUCCAUCAGUCCGAUGUGGUACAUCAGAGCGUGUUCGAGCUGAUCCACACCGAAGAUCGAGCGCUCUUCAGGCGGCAGCUGCACUUCUCCCUCAACCCGAACACUGACGGCUCCAGCAGUCCCAGUGGGCAGAGCAGCGCAGACAUCAGCAGCAACAUCAUGGCCUACGACCCGCAGGUCAUCCCUCCUGAAAACUCUUCUUUCCUGGAGAGAAACUUCUGCUGCCGGUUCCGCUGCCUCCUCGACAACUCCUCUGGCUUCCUGGCCUUGAACUUCAACGGUCGCCUGAAGUUUCUCCAUGGACAGAACCGGGUGUCCGAAGACGGGAAGCUGGUUUCCCCACAGCUGGCUUUAUUCGCCAUCGCAACUCCGCUGCAGCAGCCGGCCAUCCUGGAGAUCCGCACCAAGACGCUCCUCUUCCAGACCAAACACAAGCUGGACUUCACCCCGCUGGGCAUCGAUGGCAGAGGAAAGGUGGUUCUGGGUUACAAUGAGCUGGAGAUCUGCAUGAAGGGAUCAGGCUACAACUUCAUCCAUGCCGCAGACAUGAUGCACUGCGCCGACAACCACCUAAAAAUGAUGAAAACCGGAGAGUCGGGCUUCACCUUCUUCAGGCUGCUGACCAAAAUGGGGAAGUGGGUGUGGGUCCAGUCCAACGCCCGGGUAGUGUUCAAAGGGGGGAAACCCGAAUUCAUCGUGGCGCGGCAGAGAGCUCUGACAAACGAAGAAGGGGAGGAGCAGCUCCGCCUCAGGCGCCUCCACCUGCCCUUCAACUUUGCCACCGGGGAGGCGGUGCUGUACGACACCAUGCCGGGCGUCGAGGUCCCCAACCCCUGCUCGCCCGCCAAGAAGAUGAAGGUGGACAGCGACUCCGUCAGCCCCCACUCCCUGUUGGGCUGCCUGCUGAAUCAGGACCAGGCGGCUUACAGGGACCAGAACACCAUCACCUCGCUGAGCGACCUGGCCUUCCAGGACUCGCACGCCACCUUCACCAUUCCCAGGGACGCCAGCGCCAAGCCGGCCGUCAGCAGCCCGCUGGUGAUGGACUCCACCACUGAGGACAUGCUGGAGACGCUGCAGCAGAUCUUGGGGGAGGCGGAGCUCAUGGAGGAGGUGGAGGUGGGGCCGGAGGAGCUGAAGAGCUGGGAGAGCACCCUGCUGAACUUCACCUCCUCCGAGAUCGGUGACAACCUCAACGAGGUCCUCUGCUGCGACGUCCUUUCCUACGUGGAGGAGCAGCUGCGGAAGGAGGGCGGGAACGCCGCCAUCGCCCAGCUCCAGAACCAGGGUCCUGGUCAGGAGCAGCAGAACUUCGGCUGGGCGUCGAUGACUUACAACCAGAUGACCUUCAAAGGAGGGGUGAUGAUGGAGGGACAAGCACCUGCAGGCCGAGGAGGCAUGAAGCUGAGCCACAUGGACUUCCCUCUGGAAGCUCCCUCUGGCUUUAACAGUCGGCAGAACACAAGCCCCGCCUCCCUACCAUGUGGAGGCGGCGCCUCAGUGACAUUUAACCCCUCCCAGACAGACUUGUACCCCCAAACUGAUGGCACCAGCUCCAAACAGGGGGCGUUCCCCCCAAAACUGUCUUCAUUUUGUCCGUUCGCUGGCAGCCGAUUCACUCAGACGCCACAUGAGGGCUUACCCGUCCAGAACCAGAGCACGGCGGGGCAGCUGCACUCGGCGCUCGGUUGUCACGGCAACCCGUGGAGUUCCACUUCGGGGACAAACAUUUCAAACCAGCCCGCUUUUUCUGCAGGCCGCUCGGCCCAGAACAGCCAGAACAGUCAGAACCACAGGCAGUCAUGGCUCCCGGGGGCGGACCCACAGUUGGCCGCCUCCCUCACCCGCAUGCCCCCCUCUCUAGUGAACACAGUGGACAUGAGUUUCAGGACUCCAGAGACUCUCCCUCAGCCUUUUCUCAUGCUGGUGAACGGCCCGCAUCCUGACGGAACCCGACCCAACAAGGCGUCGGCCAGCCCCACCCCCUCGAAGCCCUCCUGCCUGUAUCAAGCUCGUCCCGGAGGGGGGUCGGUGCCCCCGCCGAUGGUGAUGCAAAACCCCCACGAGGCGGUUCUGCCCUGCCAGAUGGAGGCUGGUCAUAACGUGAACGGCCUGAUGGGGGCGCCGCAGGAGCUGCUGGGCUUCAGUGAACUCGACCAGGUCUCCAGCUGUCCGGUUUUCAGUAACGGAGGUUUUCCGUUCCCCCUGCUGCCCAACGGGAACACCUGCUUUACCGAGAACAAGUAGGAAGCUCCGCUGAGUCAUGCUCAGCUCAGACUGAUAAAAAGGAAACGAAUGACUGUGAGCGGAAGUGGAGCAGACGGACAUAGCCAAAAGGACUUCCAAGGAGAAGUUUCAGCAAAAGCGUUUUGUCUGAAAGUUGGUCAGAGCUCAACCGGCACAAUGGAUGCUCGCUUGUUAGCACUUUUUAAACAGCAGUUUGACCGACCAAAGCAGCCUGUCUCGUUUUUUAAUUGCGACUUAAAGUUCCUGUUUGUGUGAACUUAGAAAAACCAAUCCUAACCAAAAACCUUCCUGUUGCAAGUUUCUGGAAGCUAACCAGCUAGACCAGAAGCUAAAGAAUUUGUCAAUGUAGCGUUUAAGGAAAUUGCUUUAGCAUCUUCACAUUUUGCGUAAAUGUGUAUUGAAAACAUUUAAAAAAAGAAAGCAUCAAAUUUUUGACUGAAGACGCCGCACCGCCUAACAACACUAACCCUGUUAGCUGAUAGCUUUUAUGCUAUCGUACAAAAGAAAAGAUAAGCUAAUUUAAUUGAAAUAAUGAUGAUCCGUGGGCUUAUUACUGCCCCCUGGUGGAGGGAAGAACCCAAAUAUCUUGAGUAAAAAAAAUACAAAAGAUUGAUUGUUGGUUCUUAACGUAACAAUUACUGCAGUUCACAAUCUGACCACCUGAUGGACCUUAAUGAGCUUCAUUGUUUAUCUUUUAUUUUUAACCAUUAGGGGCAGCAGGGAGUUCGAUCUACUACACGCUUGCCCCGGGGUUUUUCUUUGCACAGCGGAAAGUGACUAUAUUUAAUAAAUAAUUAAAAUUUUAUGGAUGAAUGGAAUUUUAUCCAAAAAAUAAACAUUUUUAUCCAAUUUUUGGUGAAAUAUAAAAUUUUAUUGAAAAAGAGCAACAACCCGACAAAGAAAAUAGAUGAAAAUAUGUCGUUAAAUAAAGAAUUUUGCAAAAGACUUAGAACCACCUAGUGGGCAUUGGUGGUAUUCUAUGUGAAGCACCUUUAAUUUUCAUAAACAGUGAUUGAAUCCGGAAAGACUGGUUUAUCGUUAGUUCUUUAUUUAAUAAUAAACGUAUAUAACAUAAGACUAAGUUAACUGCAGUUCAAAAUCUGACCACCGGUGGACCAGAGUCAGCUCUCGAUUUGCCACAGGCUAGCCUCCCAGUUUCUCUUUACGCAGCAGAAAAUGAGAAUAUUUAGGAAAGAAUAUAACAAAAAUAAAUAUUGUUUUAAGCGCCACCUAGUGACCAUUGGUGAUAUUUCAUGUGUAGCACUUCCGAUCGCUUUUUUUUUUUUUUUUUUUUGCGUAUUGGCUAACGCAUCCAUAAAUAAACGCAAAGACAGAAUAGGGCUUGCCGCUGUUCAUCCUCUGCUUAAAAUAAAUCUGGACAAGAACUCGGGCACCGCGGAACGCUAACUUCCGCUCUACUACGUUCUACUACGUUUUCGAAGGAUACAAUAUUUCAAUUGUUUUUAUUUCUGUUGUAGUUCAUUUCAAGACUUUACAAUCUCAGACGGGGAGAUUUAGCUUUUGCAGACAGGUUAGAAAUUUAAAAAAACCCAAAAGAAAAAAAAAACAACCUGACCUUAAAACGCACAAAAAAAAAGCAGAACUUUCUGACCGCUGCUUUUAUGUACUUUUGAAAAAUGUUCUGCGUGAGCUGCUUUCAUUUUCUUGUUGUUACUGUGAUGCCCGUUUUUUAUUGUUAUUAUUGUGACUAAACGCAGACGGUGCCUAGAACUGACGGAUCUUAAAAUGUGUGAAAAAGUUUGAAUGUCUUUUAGCCGAAUUUGCCAAAGCACUUAUUUGGAUACCAAAUAGUCAAAUUUAUAGAGAAGUUUUUUAAAGAAAAAGCAAAGCAAAGCCACUUAUUUAUAUUAGAGACAUAUUUUGAUUACAUUUAUCCUCCAAUUCUACUUCUAUCCCCCUUUUUUUGUAUCUAAAGGCACACCUAUAUAAAUUGGUUUGAGGCAGCUAUUGUGUAUAUAAAAAAACAAACAAAAAUAUAUAGCAAAUAACUUAUAAUCUGCUUGUUUUUAAUUGCCUGUAAAAUCUAAACUGUUUUUCUUCGCGGUGGAAAAAGUGCUGCAUGUUAUCAAGCUCAAAUACUUGAUCUAAAAAAGCAAAGAAAAAUGUUCACCAAAGCCAAGCGGGACUGUAGCUUUCCUAGGGAUACCAAAGGGACAACCGGCCUUCUGCUGUUUUUUGUCGUUUGAUUUCCUUUCAAUCAGCACCGAAUGGAACCGCACGUAUGCCUUAAUCACAGUUACCCUAACGGGUAGUAAUGGGAUGUAUGCGCCCGAUAAAUAGGACUUCAGGCGACAGGCUGUAGCGAACACUUAGGCCGAAUCUGAAUUCCUCCCCUACCUCUACGUCUUGUCCGUACCACUACAUUUAGCCCUCCAAGUGGAGAGAUAUGAAAAGAAUUCUACCCCUCAGUGAUGUUGUCAAUAGUCGUCUACGCGCUUCCUACGGGAACUUGGCAUCAUGUCCAGACCCCAGUCGUUGCGGCAUGUCCUUGUAGUCAGUAAGCAACGUGCACCUUGCAAACAACUAGAUUACGGUGUACGGACAUCGUACGACAGCAUCCCGUUAAGAUCCGCCUGCUCUUUUCUACGACCUUCUAUGGACCAGACAACUCAUAAACCUGCAGCACCUGUACAGGUCAACCAUUUGUGCAGCAUUUCUGUGUGGGCCAAUACUCAAAUCUUAAGAACGAUUAGAGCAGGGGUGGGCAAACUUUUUGACUCGUGGGCCUGGACCAGGAGCAGAUGCUUGAAGUUUUUUGGGAAUUUAUCUCAUAAGAGAAAGAAAUAACAGAAUCUGGACAAAAGAAUGCUUUCAUUUUGAUUGAAACUUAAUAGAUAUACUUUAAAACAGAACAUUUUGGAGUUUUUGUUUCCGAAGAGUGACUUUUCUUCUCAUUUUAGUGGCAAUUGUAACAAUAGGUUGAUGCCACUUAGGGAAAAAUAUGCUAUGUUCAUGGGGUGUUGGAAUGAUUGGGAAAAUGACUUUGCGACCUGGAAAACAGGCAUGAAUGUCAGAAAGCCAACAACUCUUUCUGCAUCUAAACAAUGGUCAAUGUAUUUAUAUUGCGCCAUUUAUGGCUAGACACAAAAAUUACCUGGAAAAUAAAAUGUUAAUAAGGAUCAUCCAUAUAACUCAUUACAGUUUGGCGGCCCUGAUUAAAUGGUUUUAAGGGCUGCAUAUGGGCCCCGAGCCGUAGUUUGCCCAUCCCUGGAUUAGAGGAUAGAGUAAGGACACCGUGCAACAGCAUUACACAUCAUUACGUCUGCGCAACUUACAUUAGCUUCAUGAUACACUUACCACAUGUAGGACAAUUCUACGUUCCAUCUUUAUGACAUAACUUGAGGUGGCCAAACGAUCCUCAAAGGAACUUCAAGACACGCCUUAGGAUGUGGUCUUUUUAGUUUAUAUUUUUCUUGGGCCUAGAGCACCCUUAUGGGUCAACCGUUUGUUGAGCAUUUUCGUGCAGUCAGUUAAGGGCCAGUACACGCACCAGACCGAUGAUUAGAGUGUGACGUAAGGACACCGUACGACGACCUUACCUUACUUUCGUGGCGUUCUUUGUGGUGGCCGUACGAGCCUCAAGAGGACCACAACAUACACAUUAGGAUGCAGAAAGUCUUGUCUAUGACCCUCCAUGGGCCCAGUCAAUCCAAAAACACCUGUACGGGUCAACCGUUUGCGCAGCAAUUGGUCGUGGUCAGAUAUCGGCCAGUGCGUGCACCUUACGAACAAUUAGUGGCCUUAUGACAGCAUUACCCUUCAGUACGACAUAAGUGUGUGAAUCUUACAUUUGUCUUACACAAACGUCACGAUACAUUGAUCAUGGGCACGACAAUUGUAUGUUCCAUUUUCAUGGCAUCCCUUGCGGUGGCCAAACAAGCCUUAAUGGAACUACAAGAUCGAUCCUACACUCCCCUUUGAAUUUGGCGCUCUUUUCUGCAACCCUCCAUGGGCCCGGACAGCUGCAUGUGACUAAGGCCUUACCUUAGCGGAGCUACUCCGUUCCGCAUGUUGAAAGUGCUCCAAAACAAUCGGUUCAAAUGAAUCAGUAAACAUUAGAAAACCCACUCAAAAGGUUAAAUGACUACCUGAAUGUAUCCUGAAGGCAUCAAAACUCAAAGUUUGAUGUACUUUAACCGAACUUGUAAAGUUUGAACCCACUGUAUGGAGCUAAACACGAAUUAAGUGCUUUUUUUUUAAGGGGUGAUCCUCUUUCUCAUCGAUUAAGUGCUCUUUUUUUUAAUUCUCCUUUCUGAAAAUUAGCAAUUUGAAAUGUUAAAAUGAAUGCUUUUAUUGUCCAAAACCAUGAGACCAAGUCUCUAAAAUGCAGUAUCUUUGUGUAACUAUACACACAACUAUAUGUCUGUAUUUGCUUUUUGCCACCAUCUGUGUAUAUAAAUAUAUAUAUAUUAUAUAUGUUGUAUUAACCGUAGUCACGCUUGUGUCUUUUUGUAAACUGUCUGCACAGUUUAAUCAUUGUUUUGAUGUAUUUUGAUUUUAUUUGAAGUCUUUUUUGUGGAUUCUUCUAUCCAAAAACAGAAAAAAUGCUUCUCUUCAUGUCUGUGUCUGUACCUGCUCACCGUAUUAAAGGUGGUCUGAUCACUGCA
Molecule: messenger RNA, 7811 nt
Organism: Oryzias latipes (Japanese medaka)
Lineage: Eukaryota; Metazoa; Chordata; Actinopteri; Beloniformes; Adrianichthyidae
Product: aryl hydrocarbon receptor
Biological process (GO): xenobiotic metabolic process; response to xenobiotic stimulus; regulation of transcription by RNA polymerase II
Cellular component (GO): aryl hydrocarbon receptor complex; nucleus
Molecular function (GO): nuclear receptor activity; protein dimerization activity; transcription cis-regulatory region binding
Source: RefSeq, a predicted model, not a curated record